This is a messenger RNA of Cordyceps fumosorosea ARSEF 2679, 219 nucleotides long. RefSeq names its product RNA polymerase, subunit N/RPB10. The record is from RefSeq and is a predicted model, not a curated record. The transcript is spliced from 3 exons. Bases 1 to 219 code for a protein of 72 amino acids. Lineage: Eukaryota; Fungi; Ascomycota; Sordariomycetes; Hypocreales; Cordycipitaceae. Gene Ontology annotation, molecular function: zinc ion binding; DNA binding; DNA-directed RNA polymerase activity. Gene Ontology annotation, biological process: transcription by RNA polymerase I; transcription by RNA polymerase II; tRNA transcription by RNA polymerase III. Gene Ontology annotation, cellular component: RNA polymerase II, core complex; RNA polymerase III complex; RNA polymerase I complex.
AUGAUUAUUCCUAUUCGCUGCUUCUCUUGUGGCAAGGUCACUGGCGACCUCUGGGAGCGCUACCUGCAGCUCAUUGCCGACCCCAGGAAGACUGACGGUGAUGCCAUGGACGAACUGGGACUGAAGCGCUACUGCUGCCGCCGCAUGAUCAUGACCCACGUCGAUCUUAUCGAGAAGCUCCUCAAGUACGACGACCCUCGCAUCCUUUUACCGACAUGA